Molecule: messenger RNA, 2151 nt
Organism: Thunnus maccoyii (southern bluefin tuna)
Lineage: Eukaryota; Metazoa; Chordata; Actinopteri; Scombriformes; Scombridae
Product: palmitoyltransferase ZDHHC20-A-like
Exons: 13
Coding region: 29-1084 (351 amino acids)
Biological process (GO): peptidyl-L-cysteine S-palmitoylation; synaptic vesicle maturation; protein targeting to membrane
Cellular component (GO): Golgi apparatus; endoplasmic reticulum
Molecular function (GO): protein-cysteine S-palmitoyltransferase activity
Source: RefSeq, a predicted model, not a curated record
GCCGGCUAAUGUCCUACACGGAUUAAAGAUGGCUCCUUCUCACGCACUAAGGUGCUGUAAACGGGCUCUGAACUGGAUACCUGUCCUGUUUAUUAACCUGGUGGUCGGCUGGUCUUACUACGCCUAUGUCGUGGAGCUCUGCGUGUAUACAAUCCCAAAUAAUGCAGAACGAAUCAGCUAUUUGGUCAUCUUUCACAUUUUCCUCAUCAUGUUCAUAUGGUCUUACUGGAAAACUAUCUGGUCCACACCAGCCAGCCCCUCAACAGCGUUCGCUCUGCCCAGAGCAGAGAAGGAACUGUAUGAACGAGAGGAGCGGGCCGAGGUGCAACAAGAAAUCCUGAAGAAAGUGGCCAGGAAUUUACCCGUGUAUACACGCACAGCAGGAGGAGCCAUCCGAUACUGCGACCCCUGCCAGGUAAUCAAACCUGACCGCUGCCAUCACUGCUCAACCUGUGAGAUGUGUGUGCUGAAAAUGGACCAUCAUUGCCCCUGGGUGAAUAACUGUGUUGGAUUCUCAAAUUACAAGUACUUUGUCUUGUUCUUGGCCUACGCUUCACUCUACUGUUUAGUUAUUUGUGCUACAGUCGUCCAAUAUUUCAUCAAAUUCUGGACUAAACACCUACCUGACACACACGCCAAAUUCCACAUCUUGUUUCUGUUUUUCGUGGCGGCGCUGUUCUUCAUCAGCAUCCUGUCGCUUUUCAGCUACCAUCUCUGGCUCGUGGGAAAGAACAGGACCACUAUAGAGGCUUUUAGGGCUCCUGUCUUCACAAAUGGUCCGGACAAAAAUGGGUUUUCUUUAGGCUUUAGCCGAAAUGUAGCUGAGGUGUUUGGAGACCAAGCAAAGUACUGGAUCUUUCCUAUUUUCUCAAGUCUGGGAGAUGGACAUUCCUUUGUUACCAGAUUGGUUCACAUAGAUCCUGAACAAGCAAACAGUGUCCUCCAGCAAAAUGGCAAAAGCCUUGCUGAUGAGGAGACCAACCCUUGUGUGCUCGGUAACAAUAUACAACACGAAGUGGACGACGGCAAACAGAAAACUGAUGGAGGCCAGAUAGUGUCUGUGACAGUGGAGAGUGAGCCAUAGCAGGUCGCAGGCACACCAGUAAAGAGCACGUCAACUACGAUGCCUUAAACCAGGAUCAUCUGCACAUCCACAGGAACCAUCCUCCACCCUUAUUUUGACAGUGCAGCCUCAGGUCGCAUGUUUUGUAUGUACGUUAAAUGGACCAUCCUUCAUCUUUUGUGCUUGUAAAAGUUGCACCACCACAAUACUGUUAUCAUGUCAACAGAGGCUGUACAGUGACCCAAUAGACUGCACCAGUCUGAACCAGAGGCGAUUCACAGGUUUUGUCUUUGUUACUAGCCAAAGACAUUCAAAUAAUAUUAUUUGAAAAACUCUGGGGCUGCUUUUACUCCCCCUUGAGCCAAUGUUUCUUUUAACUGAAGGGAAUAAUCACAUUAUAAAUUUCAACUAGAGACUCAUCCUUUGUCAGUAUUAAUCAAGAAUUAAUAACUAAGCCUCAAAUUUGUUUGUUUGUAGAACAGUGGGAGCCACAAAAGUGAUAUUUGUCUUCAGGACAUAAUUGAGUAGGAGUGAAAACUCUGUGUGAACCAUAUGUGCAAUAUGUCUAAGCAGGUUUUAACUCCGAGCACAGUGCAAUUAUUAAGACCAAUCGUCAGUUAUCAAACGGUCUGAUUCAGUUUACAGUUUACGUCAUUGAAUAUAUUUAAUGGUCUUUCUGUUUACACUAUUAAUAUAUUUAUUUUUUGCAUUUCAGUUUUUAUAUGAUGGUUGACAUAAGCUUCAAAUGUGAGGACCAAAUCCAGUUUAUCUGCUGUUUAAAUACUUAAUUCCAAAUUAUUAUUUAAGACACCAGUAGAUCACAUAUGCAGAGUAAUUAUCAAUGAUAUUUUCCGUUGCACUAUAAAUAAUUGUCAUUUAUUUGUUUUUAAGCUUUUAUAAAUUAAUUUCAUUGUCUUUCUGUGUCUAUUGAUUUUAUUGUAAUGGCUUAUUUGUUUUAUUUAUAUGUACUGGUGUUUUGUUUUAAUGUUCUCUUCAUGAGAACAUUAAAACAAUGGUUAGUUUCCUCUGAUGGGCAGGUUGGGACCUUGCAUGGUAGCCCCUGUACCCAUUCAGCGUAUGAAUGUGUG